Molecule: messenger RNA, 1811 nt
Organism: Asparagus officinalis (garden asparagus)
Lineage: Eukaryota; Viridiplantae; Streptophyta; Magnoliopsida; Asparagales; Asparagaceae
Product: phosphatidylinositol:ceramide inositolphosphotransferase-like
Exons: 12
Coding region: 303-1268 (321 amino acids)
Biological process (GO): ceramide biosynthetic process
Cellular component (GO): Golgi membrane; trans-Golgi network; endoplasmic reticulum membrane
Molecular function (GO): ceramide cholinephosphotransferase activity; inositol phosphoceramide synthase activity; sphingomyelin synthase activity
Source: RefSeq, a predicted model, not a curated record
GUCUUCUCCUUUACUUGAAUUCUUCUCUUUCCGCUGCUGAUCAGAGCGACGGAUAGAGACCGCCGCCGCGUGGGGCCCACCGACGUCCCGACCGUACAAAAAGUCAUUGCCGACGGGUUCUUGAGUUUUCGGUUUCAGUUUGGUCCUCCGAUUUCCGCUGCUUUUGGAAUCUCGAUACUUUCGAUUGGGGGAUCGGCGGUCGGAGAUCCAGGGUUUUGCGUGUAUUUGAUCGAUCGGGGUAUUGGAUUAGGGUUUUGGCGUGAUUGGCAAUGAGAUGACGAUGACGACGAUGAUGGGUUGGCAUGGAUGAGGUCGCUUUGAUAAAAAAAAAAAAUACCAUGUACCUUGCUCGAGAAGCUUCCAAGUUAUGGAGGAAGAUCGCAUCAGAAACGUCCGUGGAGUUUCAGAUUCUCUUGGAGAAGUGGCAGCUUCUGCUCGCAGGAAUUGUCUUUCAGUAUAUUCAUGGUUUGGCAGCUCGAGGAGUUCAUUAUUUACACCGACCUGGACCUGUUCUCCAGGAUCUUGGGUUCAUGAUCCUUCCGGAACUUGGGAUAGAGAAUUCUUACAUUAGUGAGACAGUAUUCACCAUCAUCUUUAUCUCAUUCGUAUUGUGGACAUUUCACCCUUUCAUUUAUCAUAGUAAACGCUUCUAUACAGUUCUACUUUGGCGGAGGGUCUUGGCUUUUUUAGUUGCUUCUCAGUUCUUACGGAUUAUUACAUUUUAUUCUACUCAACUUCCUGGGCCUAACUAUCACUGUCGCGAGGGUUCGAAACUUGCCACAUUGCCCCGCCCUAGCAACGCGUGGGAAGUGCUUCUUCUCACUAACUUUCGUCGGGGUGUCCUAUAUGGUUGUGGUGAUCUGAUAUUUUCAUCCCACAUGAUAUUCACUCUUGUCUUUGUGCGUACUUACCAUAAAUAUGGUUCUAAGAGGUUUAUCAAGACUCUUGCGUGGAUGAUGUCUGUCAUUCAGAGUCUGCUUAUAAUUGCUUCUCGCAAGCAUUACUCGGUGGAUGUUGUCGUUGCAUGGUACACUGUAAAUUUGGUGGUAUUUUUUGUUGACAAGCAGCUAUCAGAAAUGCCUGAUCGAACCGGUGGAGCUGCCCCAUUGUUGCCACUGAGCACCAAAGAAAAAGACAGAGCUAAAGAGGAGAACCACAAGCUAUUGAAUGGGAAUUCUGGCGAUACGGCUGAUUGGAGACAGCGAACCCAGAUGAACGGGAAGCAUUUAGAAAACGGGAACCAUGCGACAGCAAUAAAUGGUACAUAAUCUUGGAAGUACGUUCUAAUUGGUGAAGCGCUCAAGAUGCCGCGCAAAUCUCUGCAGAUUCUAAAGCCUUUGGCCAAAGCGGGAAGCAUCCUGGUGUUCCAUAAUUCGUUGGUUGUGGCCGAAGGCCUGCCAACAUCCAACAUGUAACUUAAAAGAGAAGACCAUGCAUGGGUUUCCAUAUUAGUGCGGUUUUUCUUCCAUCUUUUUCGUCGUGCCGCUAAUCAAGUGUAUAAUGACUUAAUUUUGUGCAGCUUAAGAGUAGUUCAGUUGUAGUUCAACGUGAUUUCGCAUUUGAGCUCCAGUGCUCACACCAAUUGCGGCUGCAAUGCGAAUGCUGUGAAGGUUAAAAAGUGUGAGAGAUCACGAGAAAGCUCCAGGUUUUUCUGGUAUUUGUGUUGAAAAGAGCCCACCGGGUGUAUUUUGCUUCAUGUUGUUAGUUAUAAUCUUCUUCUGCAUCGGUAAGGGGAUGCGUUAUUUAUGAGGGUGGAUUUCUUCUAGAAAAGUUUUGUGCAAAUUUUAAUAAUAACAAGAAUCGCAUCUUUC